AUGAAACAACUUAAUAUCCAAAGAAUUUGGCAUGUUAAUCCUGGAGGGGCUAGUGGUACAGCUGGUGGAUUAGUAAUGAUAUGGAAGAACAAUCUUGAUGUUGAAAUUCUAGACUGUUCAAUUAACCAUAUCAAUGCUAAGAUACAUCCUACUAGUGGCCCUCCCUGGCUCUUCACUGGUUACCAUGGUAAUUCUAAUAAUACUCAGUGGAAACUAAAUUCUUGGAAAGUUUUGGAAUAUACUGCUUCCAAGAACUCCCUCCCUUAUUGGUUAUUGGCAGCACUGGCUGCCCUUUCACUUGGACAAAUAAGAGAAGUGAGCCUGCUCUCACUGAGCAGAGAUUCUAUUAGCUCUGAUCACCAUCCCAUUUUUCUUAACACUAAUCCUCACUGGAGUACUGGUAAAAUCCCUUUCAAGUUCUUUGGUCCAUGGCUAGACCAUAAGGAUUGUAAGGAUAUCAUCUUUGAAUGUUGGCAGAGGAACUUGUCCGGUUCUAGCGCGCUUCUAAUUGCUAGAAAACUCAAAGAGGUCAAGCUGAAACUCAAAAUCUGGAACAAAGAAGUUUAUGGAAACAUAAAGACAAACAUUGAAGAAUGUAAGCAACAUCUGCAUUGGCUACAAGAAAACUACUUCAAUCAGGACAGAAGUAAAGCCUUACAAACUGCAAUGAAAGUUCUCAGAGAAUGGCAAGACAUUGAAGAAAAAUUUUGGAAAAUCAAAAGCAGAGACCAAUAUAUCAAAUUGGGAGAUAAGAAUACAAGUUAUUUCCACAGAACUACAAAAAGCAGAUUAAGAAGGAACAAGAUAGAUACCAUCCAAGAUAGUUCUGGAAACUGGAUUGAAAACUACCAAGACAUAAAGAAAUGCUUCACCAACCACUUCUCAAAAAUGGCUACUUCAGAAUCCCAUUCUAUGAAUACUGAAAUCCUUAACCUCAUUCCUACAGUCAUAACCACUGAAGAUAACAAAAAUCUCAAUAGAAUUCCUGAAGAUCGUGAGGUCAAAGCUAUUCUCUUCAUCAUGGCCAAAGAUAAAGCUCCAGGACCAGAUGGAUUCCCACCUAACUUCUUCCAAGCAAAUUGGGACAUUAUAGGAGAGGACCUAGUUAAAAUGGUCCAACAUUUCUUCAAAGUGGACUGGAAGUUUCUUCAUACAAUUAUGGUCAAAAUUGGCUUCAACUCUGAAUGGUGCAACAAGAUUAUGCAAUGCAUAUCCACUACUUCUACUGCUGUCCUUCUAAAUGGUUACCCUGACAAAUUCUUUAACCCUACUAGAGGACUCUGGAAAGGAGACCCCCUUUCUCCUUACCUGUUUCUUUUCUGCAUGGAGGCACUAUCUAGAAUCUUAUCUCAUGCUGAAGAUUUGGGUCUCAUCUCUGGAGAAAACACUAUUGAAGCACAAAAUCUCAAGGAUAUCCUCAACAUUUUUGGAGAUACUUAUGGCCAACUCAUCAACUUCAGCAAAUCAGGAGUCUUCUUCAGCAAGGACAUUGAUCCAGCUCUUAUGCCUAUUAUCUGCAAGCUGCUUGGAGUUCAAAUUCUUCCUACAAAUGACAAAAUCCCAAAGAAAACCUGUCAAGAUAUGAACAAACUACAAAGAGAUUUCUUCUGGGGAAAGAACCUGGAAAACCCCAAAGGCUACUACCCAAAAGCCUGGACAACCAUUUGCAAACCUAAGGAGCUUGGUGGAAUAGGUUUUAUGAAUAUGGAGCUUUUUAAUAGUGCCAUGGUAACAAAAGUAGGAUGUAGAUUGGAGCAGGACAAGGAUUCUCUCUGGUACCAACUGAUGGAUGCCAAAUAUUUAUUGGGAAUAAAUGUUCUCAGCAUGAACACCAAAGCUAAAGAUGGAGACUCCUGGAUAUGGAAAGGGGUUUUAGAAGGUAUUCAGAACAUUCAGCAACACUGUGAAUGGAGAAUAGGAAAUGGCAACAAAAUAAAAAAUUUGGGAGGACUUCUGGAUACCUACUUCAACUGA
Molecule: messenger RNA, 1974 nt
Organism: Papaver somniferum (opium poppy)
Lineage: Eukaryota; Viridiplantae; Streptophyta; Magnoliopsida; Ranunculales; Papaveraceae
Exons: 6
Coding region: 1-1974 (657 amino acids)
Source: RefSeq, a predicted model, not a curated record